CUGGUGAACUAGGUAGCCAAGUGAUGGAUCUGUCGUCGAUGGUGCCGGUGUCGUCGCAGUCCUACGGGAAGGCGGUGGACGCCUACAAGAAGGCCGUGGCCGCUGCGGCGACGGUGACCGCGUACUCCGUGCUGGCGCGCGGUAUGGCGCGGGAGCUACUACCGGACGAGUUGCGCGCCGCGGCGAGGUGGGCCGCGUCCCUCCUGUUGCGCGGCCGGCCCCACGCGGCGCCGGAGCACCGCACCAUCGUCAUCAAGCAGCGCGAGGAAGAAAGCCGCUUCGACAACGGGUUCUAUGCGGACGCGCGCGCGUACCUGGCCACCAGGAUCGACCCACACGCCAUGAGUCGGAUAUGCCUCAGCCGCCGCGGCGGAGGCAACGGCGACGAUGGAGGUGGCGGCGGCGGGCAGGUCCUGUCCAUGGAGGUCGGUGGCUCGAUGACCGACGUCUUCGAGGGCGUGGAGUUCACGUGGGAGUCUGUCAAGCCGGCGUCGGACGGCCGCUUCAGGGAUGCGUCGCUGGAGCUCAGCUUCGACGCGGAGCACACGGACAUGGCGCUUGGCAGAUACAUCCCUUUCAUAACGGCGAAGGUGGAGGAGGCGCGGCAGCGGGAGCGCGCCCUCAAGAUCUUCUCGAGCGAGACGGGGUCGUGGCGCGGCAGCAGCCACCAGCACCCGGCCACGUUCGACACGCUCGCCAUGGACCCGGAGCUGAAGCAGUCCGUCCUCGCCGACCUCGAUCGGUUCUUGGAGCGCAAGGACUACUACCGGCGGAUCGGCAAGGCGUGGAAGCGCGGGUACCUGCUCUACGGCCCACCGGGCACCGGCAAGUCGAGCCUUGUCGCCGCCAUAGCAAACUACCUCCGCUUCAACCUCUACGACCUCGACCUCUCCGCGGUACACUCAAACUCGACGCUGCAGUGGCUGCUCACCUCCAUGCCCAACAAGUCCAUCCUCGUCAUCGAGGACAUCGACUGCUGCUUCGACGCCGCGUCGAGGGAAGACGGCUACGGCAAGAACCGAAAGGCGUCGGAGCGGGAAGACGGCCUCGACACGGAUUACUCGUCUGACUCCUCAGACGACGGCCCACAGGGUAAAAUGUACCGCCGGUCGGGAGCCGACCACCAGCAGAACAUAACUCUGUCCGGGCUGCUCAACUUCAUCGACGGGCUGUGGUCGACGAGCGGCGAGGAGCGCAUCUUCGUCUUCACCACCAACUAUAAGGACCGCCUCGACCCGGCACUGCUGCGGCCGGGCCGCAUGGACAUGCACGUCUACAUGGGCUACUGCGGCUGGGAGGCGUUCAGGACGCUAGCACGGAACUACUUCCUCGUCGUGGACCACCCGCUGUUCCUGGAGAUCGAAGAAGUGCUCACGGAGGUGGAGGUGACACCGGCAGAGGUGUCGGAAAUGCUGCUGCGGAGCGAGGACGUCGACGUGGCGCUCCGGGUGCUUUCAGAUUUCCUGCGGGAGAAGAGACGGAGGACAAGGAAAGAAGAAACAGAGGACAAGAACGACAUUAGAAUUUCUGGAGGAGAUCGAGUGGUUAGAAUUUAGACAUGAGAAUGAAUUACUACGUACGCAUUAAGGAAUAAUCAAGUCUUUCCAUUGUUGCCUUUUGUGUUGCUGGCCGGCUGAGCAGGA
Phragmites australis (common reed) is the source of this 1643-nucleotide messenger RNA. RefSeq names its product AAA-ATPase At3g50940-like. The record is from RefSeq and is a predicted model, not a curated record. Gene Ontology annotation, molecular function: ATP hydrolysis activity; ATP binding. NCBI's taxonomy places the organism in Eukaryota, Viridiplantae, Streptophyta, Magnoliopsida, Poales, Poaceae. The coding region runs from base 24 to 1556 and encodes 510 amino acids. The transcript has a single exon.